CGCAGCAUUAUAGUAGCGCAGUAGCGUUGCAUUUUCUUUAAGGUGAACUAGAUUAAUGUUGCUCCGUCUUUAAUCGUCUUCAGUCGUCUCUUAAAUAACUAAUUAAGUAAUUAUUAAUACAAUACUAUAUCGUUUAUCUUACGCUUAUAAUAUCUGGUAAUAUUUGAGUAUUCGAGACUCGAGUGGAGAAACGAACCACAGAUAUCUGUGGAAGUGUGGAAGCGAACUGACCUAAUAUCGAGUUUUUAAAAUGUCAAAAACAAAGAAAGAAACCGUUAAAGAUAAAAAACCGCGCUCAUCUAAAAAGACUACAGUUAAACGACUUAAAAGACCCGUUUAUAAAUUUAAUAUACAUGAAAUUUUGAAAAAUAGACAAUUGGAAAAAAAGCUUUUGGAACAAACAGCUAAACAUGAUGAGGAAAUGAAAGUUAUUGACAAAUCAUAUCAAGAACUAAAGUCUCUUGACUUUGAAGACAAUGACAAGCUUCCUCUUGAACCAAUUCAUUUUAAUCCUGUUGUCUCAUCUAAUUAUAAUAUACCCUUAAAAGACAGCUCAGAUUCUGAUUUAACAAAUUUGUGUAUGCAACGUUUACAAAUUAUGUUAAUCGAAGGAAAUGAAUUAGAAGCCAAAAUUCAUUUUAACCAUUUGAUGAAAGCAAAUUGGUCACCAGUAUUUGAUAUUGUCCAAAAUAUUUUAUGCAAAUGGACUGCUGAUUUGGAUACUCAAACCAAUGAUCCAUCAUUUGAGUAUCAACUUAAAGAUUUUAAAAACAUUGGACGGCACAAUUUUGAAUUAGUAAUAAAUUUCAUAUCUUCUAGUAUACUGAAAAAUAACAAGAAAUUUUGUGUUGAUGAACUUUUAACAGUAGCCAAGUAUACUGUUACAAUAUACUUUAACCUUUGUGGACAAAUGAUAAAUGUUUUAAAAAAAUUAUUUAGUGUUUGUAUUGAAACAGCAUUAGAAAAAGACAAUGGUUCCGCUAUUAUAGUAUUUGCUGAAGAAUUGUAUUCAAAACACAAUGAAGACAAUUUAUUAAAUAUGCUGGUUGAUUUAUUUCUGCCUUUGGAAGGACAAAUAUUGAAAAAAAUGUAUACUUAUUUAACAUACAAACUAUUCAAGUCACUUUUAGGAAAGACUGACAAUAAGAAUACAUUUCCGUCUAGCAUCAAAGAAUGGUUUGUACAAGAUUUGGUAGAAAUGAAUUAUUUUGAAAAAAAUCCAAAGAAAGUAUUGUCCAGUGUUGUUCAAUUGUUAGAACAUGUCGUUUUUGUAUUUGACUUAUACCAAGAAGAUGAAAAACUGCAUACCAUGUAUAAUUUUCUGAAUGCUUCGAUCAAACGCAGUGGAAUUUCAGAUUCUAUGAGACUCGUAAAUAUAAUAGACCAGUGGAGGUUGCGAUUAUUUCGUUUUUUUGUUACAGCCAAGCUGGUAAAUGAUGACAUGAUUAAUGAAUAAAAAUUGAUUUAUAGGGAAAUAUUGAAUAUUAUCCAUCCUUUUUAAAA
Messenger RNA from Acyrthosiphon pisum (pea aphid), 1503 nucleotides. RefSeq lists its product as uncharacterized. The record is from RefSeq and is a predicted model, not a curated record. Lineage: Eukaryota; Metazoa; Arthropoda; Insecta; Hemiptera; Aphididae. Bases 251 to 1456 code for a protein of 401 amino acids. The transcript is spliced from 4 exons.